AUGGGUCUUCUCGAUAUCGUCCCCGCUGGUGUCAUCACUGGUGACAACCUCCGCAAGCUCUACGCCUAUGCCUCUAAGCACGCCUUCGCCAUCCCCGCCAUCAACUGCACUUCCUCCUCCACCAUUAACGCCGCUCUUGAGGCUGCCCGUGACAACAAGUCGCCCAUCAUUAUCCAGUUCUCCAACGGUGGCGCUGCCUUCUACGCCGGAAAGGGUAUUUCCAACAAGGGCGAGGCUGCCUCAAUUCUCGGUGCCGUCGCUGGUGCCCACCACGUCCGUCAGGUCGCCAAGUCCUAUGGCAUCCCCGUUAUUCUGCACUCGGACCACUGCGCCAAGAAGCUCCUCCCCUGGUUCGACGGCAUGUUGGCAGCCGAUGAGGAGUACUUUGCCAAGCACGGCGAGCCCCUCUUCUCGUCCCACAUGCUUGAUCUCUCUGAGGAUUCCAAGGAGGAGAACAUCGAGAUCUGCGUCAAGUAUCUUGAGCGCAUGGCCAAGAUCAACUGCCACCUCGAGAUGGAGAUCGGUAUCACCGGAGGCGAGGAGGAUGGUGUCGACAACUCUGAGGUCGACAACGCUUCGCUCUACACCCAGCCCCAGGACAUUCUCGAUAUCUACAACGCCUUUUCCAAGAUCACCGACCUCUUCUCGAUUGCCGCUGCUUUUGGUAACGUCCACGGUGUCUAUGCCCCCGGUAACGUCAAGCUCCACCCCGAGCUUCUCGGAAAGCACCAGGAGUUUGUCAAGAAGGAACUCGGUCUCGAGUCUGACAAGCCCGUCUGGUUCGUAUUCCACGGAGGCUCUGGUUCGACUGAGCAGGACAUUGCUACCGCUGUCAACUUUGGUGUUGUCAAGAUGAACGUUGAUACUGAUACUCAGUGGGCUUACUGGGCCGGUAUCCGCAACUUCUACGAGGCCAAGAAGGGAUACCUCCAGGGACAGGUCGGAAACCCAGAUGGUGCCAACAAGCCCAACAAGAAGUUCUACGACCCCCGUGUCUGGGUCCGCGAGGCCGAGAAGACCAUGGUCGACCGUGUCCAGCAGGCUUGCAAGGAUCUCGGCAACGUCAACGUUCUGUAA
This is a messenger RNA of Linnemannia hyalina, 1077 nucleotides long. Lineage: Eukaryota; Fungi; Mortierellomycota; Mortierellomycetes; Mortierellales; Mortierellaceae. The record is from the annotation of a GenBank genome assembly.